This is a messenger RNA of Trichomycterus rosablanca, 1468 nucleotides long. RefSeq names its product zinc finger protein 664-like. Gene Ontology annotation, biological process: regulation of transcription by RNA polymerase II. The record is from RefSeq and is a predicted model, not a curated record. Gene Ontology annotation, cellular component: nucleoplasm. The coding region runs from base 1 to 1209 and encodes 402 amino acids. Gene Ontology annotation, molecular function: DNA-binding transcription repressor activity, RNA polymerase II-specific; RNA polymerase II cis-regulatory region sequence-specific DNA binding. The transcript is spliced from 2 exons. NCBI's taxonomy places the organism in Eukaryota, Metazoa, Chordata, Actinopteri, Siluriformes, Trichomycteridae.
AUGCCCCAUACUGCUGCUUAUAACAAGGAUUUCUGCUGCUCCUCGUGUCCACGUUCCUCUACAACCCAAAAUCAGCUCCACAAUCACAUCAAGAGCUGCAACCAUGAUAAAUAUGAGACUCUGGUGAAGAUUAAGACUGAACAUGAGGAUCUGACGCCCACCAGAAGUUCCAGUAAUCAGCAAACGUCCUCUGGUACUGUCAACAUUAACACCUCUCUCAGUCCCACACAGGAAGAAGGAAACGUCUGCUCACAGUGUGGGAAGAGCUUCAGGUUCCUGAGUCAUCUCAAAAUACACCAGCGCAUUCACACAGGAGAGAAUCUGUAUCAGUGCUCACAGUGUGGGAAGAGCUUCAGGACCCAUGGUGUUCUCAAAACUCACCAGCACAUUCACACUGGAGAGAAACCAUAUCAGUGCUCACAGUGUGGGAAGAGUUUUAAUCAACAGAGUGCUCUUAAAAUACACCAGCGCAUUCACACUGGAGAGAAACCAUAUCAUUGCUCACAGUGUGGAAAGAGUUUUAUUACACAGAGUGAUCUGAAAAAACACCAGCGCAUUCACACUGGAGAGAAACCGUAUCAAUGUUCACAGUGUGGGAAAAGUUUUACUGAACAGAGUGCUCUCAAAGUACACCAGCGCAUUCACACUGGGGAGAAACCGUAUCAGUGCUCACAGUGUGAGAAGAGUUUUAAUACACAGAGUAAUCUAAAAAUACACCAGCACAUUCACACUGGGGAGAAACCGUAUCAGUGCUCACAGUGUGAGAAGAGUUUUAAUACACAGAGUCAUCUUAAAAUGCACCAGCGUAUUCACACUGGAGAGAAACCGUAUCAGUGCUCACAGUGUGAGAAGAGUUUUAAUACACAGAGCAAUCUAAAAAUACACCAGCGCAUUCACACUGGGGAGAAACCGUAUCAGUGCUCACAGUGUGAGAAGAGUUUUAAUACACAGAGUAAUCUAAAAAUACACCAGCGCAUUCACACUGGAGAGAAACCAUAUCAGUGCUUACAGUGUGGAAAGAGUUUUAAUCAACAGAGUGCUCUUAAAAUACACCAGCGCAUUCACACUGGAGAGAAACCAUAUCAGUGCUUACAGUGUGGAAAGAGUUUUAAUCAACAGAAUGCUCUUAAAAUCCACCAGCGCAUUGAGAGGAACUGUAUCAGUGCUCACAGUGUUGAAAGAGAUGUUUUGUAUAAAAGUGUCGACUAAAUGCUACAAAUGUGUGUAAAUGAGUCUAUAAAAGUGAGUGAGCUGAGUGAGUAGGACGGUUAGUGAGUGACGUCUUCAGAUGAAUUGGUGCUUCAUCCAGCUAAACGUGGUGGUAAGGAACUGAACUUAAGUAACGGUUCUUUUUUUUAUUUCCAGGUUUAUGAGUUUCCAUCGUUUUCACUUUUAACAUAUAUUUAAAUUUUAGUUCAUCUCUAAUCUAAAACUAUUUUUUUCUUGUUAAUAAUGUAGAAUAUUUUGU